Molecule: messenger RNA, 1683 nt
Organism: Vombatus ursinus (common wombat)
Lineage: Eukaryota; Metazoa; Chordata; Mammalia; Diprotodontia; Vombatidae
Gene: WBP4
Product: WW domain binding protein 4
Exons: 10
Coding region: 343-1503 (386 amino acids)
Biological process (GO): mRNA splicing, via spliceosome
Cellular component (GO): precatalytic spliceosome; nucleus
Molecular function (GO): zinc ion binding; protein binding; RNA binding
Source: RefSeq, a predicted model, not a curated record
AGGCUGCUCGCCCACGGGGUUGCGGGGCCCAAGAUCCCGCCCCUCACUCCAGCUCCUGCCGGGAGCGAGCCCUAGCUCCCUUUGACCUCUGCCCCUUUAUAAUCUCCCUCAAGCCCCUUUAUAAUCCGCCCCCCCUCCCCCACCAGAGUACCGGCCUAGCUCGCGGGACGGAAGGAGGGGGAAGGAGGAGUGUUAAACGCGGCUUGAGCACUCUCGGUAUCCGUAGCUCGGGACCGUGGGAUGCCGGUCCCGAGUGUGGCUGCUACUCUGGGGCUGCCUUGGGCCUGAAGGCGCUGACCACCCCGCGCGCCUGAGGGCGGAGCCGGAGCCGCUGCAGCCGCCAUGGCCGACUACUGGAAAUCACAACCUAAGAAAUUCUGUGAUUAUUGCAAGUGCUGGAUAGCAGACAAUAGGCCUAGUGUUGAAUUUCAUGAACGGGGAAAGAACCACAAGGAAAAUGUGGCCAAAAGAAUCAGUGAGAUUAAACAGAAAAGCCUAGAAAAGGCAAAAGAAGAAGAAAAAGCAUCAAAGGAGUUUGCGGCAAUGGAGGCAGCUGCCCUUAAAGCAUACCAAGAGGAUUUGAAAAGACUUGGAAUCAGUUCAGAUGUUACAGAAUCUAGCACACCACAAGUAACUAACACUGCCCCACCUAUCUCAUUAUCAAAUCAGAAGAAGGAAAAGAAAAAGAGGAAAAAAGACCUUUCCAAUAUAGAUGCAGUAGGAGCUUCCAAAUGGGUAGAAGGCAUGUCUUCAGAGGGUUACCAUUACUAUUAUAAUACCAUCACAGGAGAAUCUCAGUGGGAGAAACCUGAAGGAUUUCAAGGAAAAUUUAGUAAGAAAGCAGCAAUGCCUCUUUGGGUAGAAGGUUUAAGUGAAGAUGGUUAUACCUAUUAUUAUAAUACAGAAACAGGUGAAUCCAAAUGGGAGAAGCCUGAGGAUUUUGUUCCACAAGUUGGAGAGCCCAUUUCUAGUAAUAGUACUGAAACACUUGAUGCCCCAGCUGAAUCAAAGUCAUCUGAUUCUGAUAGUGAUUCCAGUGAAAUACAAGAAACAGAGGAAGAAGAGGAGGAAAAAUCAGAGACCUCUACAGAAGUACAAAAGCCAAAAAUAAAGUUUAGGAAAAGAACUAAAAAUGAUCAUGCUGAAGAAACUGAAACUGAAUCAAAGAAGGAAAAAAGUGAUGGCAAGAAGGAACAAGACUCACCAGGUCCAUUAGAAAAAAAACCUAGGUCUCCUAAAAAGCCAAACCCUUAUGGGGAAUGGAAAGAAAUUAAGCAAGAGGAUAAUCCCUAUGAGAAGAUAGAUUUGGAACUUCCGAGUACAGAGGAUGAAUACAUAGGAGCUCCAGUUGCUGAUAUGAGUGGGGACCCAAAAGUGACAUUUAAAGAAAAGACAGUCACCUCUCUUGGAGAUGUGGCAGAAGGAGUAGCUCCAGUCUUCAAAAAGAGAAGAUUUGAUAAUGGAAAAUCUAGAAAUUUAAGGCAAAGAGGAGGUGAUCAGUAAUUUUAAUUUAAUAACAAAAAGCAGUCUGUGCCCUCUUUUGGACCUGUUUGGACAAGAAGAGCCUCUAACUUUGUCAGCUAUUUUUUGUUUGUUUUUUAAUGGUUUAGAUACUAAGAAUGUAGACUUCUAAGUUGUACUAGAUGUGAAUUAUAAUAAAUCUAUUUUUUAUUUUUAUGUGAA